Molecule: messenger RNA, 3234 nt
Organism: Hansenula ciferrii
Lineage: Eukaryota; Fungi; Ascomycota; Saccharomycetes; Phaffomycetales; Wickerhamomycetaceae
Product: DEAD/DEAH box helicase family protein
Exons: 1
Coding region: 1-3234 (1077 amino acids)
Biological process (GO): nuclear-transcribed mRNA catabolic process, nonsense-mediated decay
Cellular component (GO): cytoplasm
Molecular function (GO): RNA helicase activity; ATP hydrolysis activity
Source: RefSeq, a predicted model, not a curated record
AUGGCUGGGUUUGUGUGUAAUGAGUGCUCAUUCUACUCAGAAGGCCUGGAAAUGGUGAAACAUCUUAAAUCAACAAAUCAUGAUAGUGUCAAAUGUUUUGAAACUCAAGAAACUUUAGCCUGUGAAAUAUGUGAUGAUUCGAACAUAAAUUGCUUGACAGUUACAAUAGCUGAAGGUAUGCUUUUGAUUUGUGGGAAUUGUUUGAUCAAUGAGGGUAUAACUCCAUCUCAUCGUUCCACCUUAAAGAAUAAUGAUAUACUUGAAAGCUUUGAAGAUUAUGUUAAAUACCGUGGAUUAUGCUGUGUCUUCCGCUGUUCAAAGACUGAUUUGAGUAUUUAUCCUCCUGAUCUUCAAUAUGCUGUUUGUGAUGGAUGUGCAACUAUAGGAAAUGAUUAUGAUGAUGAACAGGUCAAGAUUAGGAAGGACAGCAAGGAGUCUUUAGAAAAGUCUUUAGGGAAACCCAAGACAAGAGACAACGCGCGUGAUAGUCAAAAUGAAGAGACUCAAAAGGUCCAAGAAGUUAUUCCAGAGUCAGAACUCAAUUUUAUUGAAAAAGAAUUAGUUAUACAAGAAAAGAUUCCAGAUUUGGUAACUGAAAAUGGUGAUGGUGAACUUAUGUGUUGUACAUGCUCUUUUGUUUCGAAAGGUCCUGAAAUGAUCCAACAUUUGAAUCAACAAGAGCAUUUAUAUAUUAUGUAUCUUGAUUCAAAGAAAGUUCUUGCCUGUGAAAUGUGUCAACAAGCAAAUAUCAAUGAGUUAACGAUGUCAAAAUUUGAUCAAGGUGAAUUAUUAAUGACAUGCAAGAAAUGUUUGACAAGAAGUGGAUUGAAACCUUUUGUGAAAUACAAUUUAAACAAUAAGGGUAUCUUCGUUGAAGUUGAUGAAUAUUAUAAUGUACUUGAUAUGCAUCACAACUUUCAACCAACAAAAGAACAAAGAGAUCAAGAUAUUUCAGAGCUUAUAUCAAAAUUUAAAGAUCUGAGCCUGUAUGGUAAGGAAUCUCAGAGUAAUGUUAAAAGCAGAUAUUUGACACAAUUAUUGAAUACCAGAAGAAAGGUCAUUAAAGCAAGUAAAAAUACUUCAAAAGAAUUGAAAAAUCCCCCAAAAAUUUCUGAAAACAACGAAAACUCCAUCAAUAAAGAAUCCAUAAAGCUGACUGAACUUACAAAUCCACUAAAAAAGAUUGAAUCACCAACAGAAUCUAACAAUAAAUCAAAAAAUAAUGAAUCAUCUGAAGAAUAUGAACAUAAAUCAAAAUACCAAAAAGCCAAACCUAAACUUUCAUAUGAAUCAUUGGGUAGAUACUAUAAAGAAAUGUGCUAUAAUCUUUACUUGGAGGAAUCAAUUGAAACAGCACCAAUGACUAACUUCAUCACCGAAUGGUAUCCUGGAUUUCCAAAUCGAGUUACAUUGUUCAUUCCAUAUACUGAUGACAUUGACAAGCUUAUUUAUUCAAAAUUUAGGCAAAUACGUGAUACACCUUUUAGCAAACAUCAAUCCAUCUUUUUAGUUACUGCUGAAAAUGGAAAAUCAAUUUUAUGGGAAUCCUUUGUGAUGCGCUUGAAAUUAAUUAGAGAAAAUAAUAUCAAAAUACAAAUUGAAUUAACUUUACAAUUACAGAGCUGGAAUAAUUCAAAAACUUUUAUGGAUCUGAACAUAAUUUCUUUUACUCCAGCUUCACCACCAACUUCAAGAAUUAUCACUUCCAUGACGAAUCAAAACAAUCCGUUUUUCCAAAAUAUGUUGUUGGGGAAAAAUUUAUUAAACCAAACAAAUAAAACUUUAAGACCUUUAAAAUACCCAACUACAACAAAAUUGAAUAACCCACAAUUGAUUGCCAUUAAUCAAGUUUUGGAUAAUCCAAUCACUAUAUUACAAGGUCCACCUGGAACGGGUAAAACGUCUACAAUUAAUGAACUUAUAUUACAACUUGUAAAAGAUACAUAUCCAAUCUUGGUGGUUGCAGCUUCAAAUGUUGCAAUUGAUAAUAUUGCAGAAAAAUUAAUGAAAAAUAAAGAUCUAGAAAUACUUAGAAUUUUAUCCACUGCUAAAGAAUCUGAAUACAAUGAAAGACAUCAUUUAAACCCAAUUUGCUUGCAUAGAAAAGUUUUUGAUAAUUUACCAACGGAAAAACAAGAUUUAUAUCUGGAUUUUAAAAUGGAUAGACGUCAAAUAAAUAAAAAUGAAUUUUUUGCUCUUACGAAGCUUCAAAUCAAAGAAACAGAUAAAUUGGUGAAUUCAGCUAAAGUAAUAUUGACAACAACAAUUACUGCAGGUGGUCCACAUUUAAGACAUCUUGACAAAAUUCCAAUUUUAAUUAUGGAUGAAAGUACACAAUCAAAUGAAGCAUCAACUUUAGUUCCAUUGUCACUUAAAGGCCUUGAAAAAAUUCUUUUAGUUGGUGAUGAAAAACAAUUAAGUUCAUUUAAUGAUAUUCCAUAUUUAGAACAAUCAUUAUUUGAAAGAGUGUUAAAAAAUGGUACUUAUUUUAAUCCAAAUAUGUUACAAAUUCAAUAUAGAAUGAAUCCUAAAAUUUCAAAAUUCCCAAAUAUAAAAUUUUAUGAAAAUAAAUUAAUUGAUGGUGUUACUGAACAAGAUAGAACAACUUUUGGUAUCCCACCAUUGUUAUUCAUAGAUUAUGGUGAUCAUUAUAAAGAAACUCAAUCAUUAAAAAAUCCUAUAAAAUUUUUAAUUAAUAGUGGUAAUAUAUCUUCAUAUCAAAAUAUUGGAGAAGCUAAUUUAAUAUUAAAACUUAUUUAUGAAUUAAAUCAUAAAGGUGGAAUAAACCUUAAAGAUAUUGGUAUAAUAACUCCAUAUUCAUCACAAAGAGAUAUUAUAGCACAAUUAAUUAGAAAUGAUAGAAAAAUAAAUCCAAAUUUUGAAAAAAUUCAAGAAGAAAUUGAUGAUGAUUUUAAUCAUUCAAAUAAUUCACAAUUUAAAAAACCAUCAAGUAUUAAAACUAUAUGUGGAUUAAUGAUUAGUUCAAUUGAUGCUUUCCAAGGUCGUGAAAAAAAUCAUAUAAUUUUUUCAUGUGUUCGAUCAAAUGAAUUUAAUAAAAUUGGAUUUGUUAAAGAUUUAAGAAGAUUAAAUGUUGCAUUAACAAGAGCAAAGAAUAGUUUAACAAUUGUUGGUAAUAAAUCAUGUAUGAAACAAGGUGAUUCAGUAUGGAAUGAUUUGAUUAAUCAUUUAGAAACAAACCAUUGUAUAAGAACAUUAAAGCCAUCAGAAUUAUAA